GAUUUCCUCUGCUGACCAACAACAUCCCAAUCCUGUUGUCGCAUGCACUUCUUCUUACGUCGAAAUCUCGAAUCAUCCCAUACUGUCUGAAGAUUACAUACCCCUGGCACGGCAAACUCUUGUUCUUUUCCCCCCACAGCCUAACACAGUUGUGUAACAGCACAGCAAUGGAGGAAAUUGAGUCAACUACAGUGGAGCGAACAGGGGAAGAUGAGGAUCAGAAGACAAGUAACAUACUAUUGAUGUCCAGCAAACCUCUGCACCGCUUUGUCCAAAAACAGCCCAGAACUCUUGGGAUUGUGGUUCUGAUGUUUGGCUGUGCUGAGGUCAUGAUGGGGUUUGUGCUGGCCUUUGAUAGUUCAGAUUACCCAACAAACUCAUUCAAACUAUAUGUUCCCUUGUGGCAAGGAAUUCUGUUUUUUACAUGUGGAGUCCUGUCAAUCUACACCGAGUUACAUCCAUCCAAGAAAAUGGUAACCACAUGCCUGGCCCUGUAUGUGGUCUCCAUGUUGGGAAUUAUAGUCUCCUUUGGAAUACGGAUAUCCAUCAUAAUGCAUUACAGCUUUGUACGCAAUUGGCAUGGGAGGAACGGCUAUGAUGUGCAGGUUGCUUGUGUGGAAUACAUAUUGUUUGGAUCCUCUCUGUGUGUGUUUGCAUUUCUCAUCUUCUUGAGCACCAUUGCACGUUUAGCACUGAAAUCCACAAAGACCCAGCACGUUAUUGUCCAGCACAUUGUGAUGAGUCCACAGAGUGAAGCAACAGCAAACUAGGACCAACCUUCACCUCCAGUAUUCUACAUUCACUAACCAGCACUGUUGAUUUGACGUAACUUUUUUUUUAUCAAUUACGGCAGACACUAUACAUAUUUCACUAUGUAAAGUUUUGCAACAUUUUUGUAAUGUAUAUUCUAAACUUCCAACAUGUGUGUGCGUCUGCGUGUGUGUGUGUGUGUGUGUGUGUGUGUGUGUGUGUGUGUGUGUGUGCCUGUGUUCUACCAUCUGUUUUGCUGUUUGUGUGUAGCUGAGGAAAACAGAGGAAAGGCUUCACAAUUAAAAUAAGUAAAGUUUGUGUUCAGCCUCCCUGAGUAAACACCGUGCUGCUCCACUUUUUACUGAGGUUGCAGCUGCAGGUCUUCAGGGAUAUGUUUCUUACCGGUUUUGCACGUUUCCUUAAGGAUUGUCAUGUAUUUGGCUCCAUCCAUCUUACCACCAGCUUCCCUGACUAAAAGUUGUCCCAUCAACUUAAACUGAACAUUUCUGAACCUACUUUAUAUCUACCAUGGACUCUUGACGGUUAACGGGUUAUUGCUUUCAUUGCCUGUCAGUUUAGAUUGGCAUCCUUAUUUUGGUUUGUUUGCAGUUGCACUCUUUCCCCCAUAUUAAAAGGUUAUUAUAUUGUUUUCCUAAUGUUCUGAAAGAAACCAUGAGGCCUUACCAGAACGUUUGUAUUCAUACUGUGAUUAAAUUACAUCAAGGUGGACUCUAUUUAAAAUUUAGAUUACUUCUGAGGCAGGUUGGCUGUACUGGAUUUUAUUUUGGGUGGAAGGAUGGAGGUGGCUGAUUACAAAUGAGUAUCACAUUUUUAUUUUGUAUUUGUAAAAAAAAAAAAAAAAAAAAAAAAAAAAAGGUUUGGAAACCAUGUAUCAUGCUCCUUCGACAUCACAAUUAUUAAUAGCUUUGCUCUGGCCUAUCUCAGAUAAUAAGAAAUAAAGUAGCUUAUGGUACUAACAUUGCAACAAACACAUAAAUACUAUUGGGAUGCAGUGUGUACAGUUAAUUGCCCAGAAAAUUCUUUUUUUUCAACACCAACACUCAUUUUGACAUUUGAAAUACUUUCAUUGUAGCAAUAAAAAAUGUCUGUUAUGGAGUGUGGUUAGCCAAUUGUUUACUGAUUGCUAUUAACUUUUUUUGUCUUCUUUAAUCAAAAUAUCAGCUUUCACACUGAUUAGCUACACAUUUUUGAUUAACUCAUUUCAUUUUUAUUCUGUGAUUUAUCUUAGCUGAACUGAGAGAUAGUGUUGUGUUAUUAACACAAAAACUUGCUUGAAUAAAUGUAGCUUUUGUACGUAUCAGUAUACAGAGUUAUAAAUGUUUAUGUGUUUAUUAAAUAAAGAGAACGUCUUCA
Fundulus heteroclitus (mummichog) is the source of this 2124-nucleotide messenger RNA. Its product is annotated as membrane-spanning 4-domains subfamily A member 4D. The record is from RefSeq and is a predicted model, not a curated record. Gene Ontology annotation, cellular component: membrane. Lineage: Eukaryota; Metazoa; Chordata; Actinopteri; Cyprinodontiformes; Fundulidae. The transcript has 7 exons. The coding region runs from base 168 to 770 and encodes 200 amino acids.